UCGAAUAAAGUUUUGAUUUUUUUUUUUUUUAACGUUCCCUUUCUUCUUCUUCUUCUUCUUCUUCUUCUUCCUCGCGAAUUCGCCCCAUCUCUCUAUCUCGAUGAGCUCCAGUUCGAAUCCAGCGGCUUGUUAUCCGGUAAAGGAAGAGUUAAGUGAAUUGCAAACUGAAAUUCAAUGUAUGGAGAAUAAGCAACCAUUAGCUGCUUCUUGCUCAUCUGCAUCCGAAGGCAGUGGCUGUUUCUUCCUCAAGUCACCUGAAAUCGCAACUCCUGCCACAUCAUCUCCAACUCCUCGGAGGACUAGUGGGCCUAUGAGACGAGCAAAAGGUGGUUGGACUCCAGAGGAGGAUGAGACCCUUAGACGAGCAGUUGAGAAGUAUAAGGGGAAGAGGUGGAAGAAAAUAGCGGAAUUUUUUCCAGAUAGAACAGAAGUCCAAUGCUUGCACCGGUGGCAGAAAGUUCUUAAUCCAGAACUUGUCAAAGGACCUUGGACUCAAGAGGAGGAUGAUAAAAUCGUUGAACUUGUGAAAAAAUAUGGACCUGCCAAAUGGUCUGUUAUCGCGAAGUCUUUACCAGGUCGUAUCGGGAAACAAUGUCGAGAAAGGUGGCACAAUCAUUUGAAUCCUGAUAUUAGAAAGGAUGCUUGGACCAUAGAAGAAGAAUCAGCUCUCAUGAAUGCUCAUCGAAUAUACGGAAACAAAUGGGCGGAAAUUGCCAAGGUUUUACCCGGAAGAACUGAUAACGCCAUAAAGAACCAUUGGAAUAGUUCUCUGAAGAAAAAAUUAGAGUUCUAUUUAGCAACUGGUAACUUGCCACCGCCAGCAACCAAAUUCAGUGUUCUGAAUGAUAUUGCUGAUGGAGACAGAGAUUCCAAGCAGUCUAGUGCAACUAAACCUUUCAAGGAUUCUGAUUCUGUUGCCCAAACUUCUUCGGGAAAUACAGAUUCAAAUGAAGUUGGAAAAGACCAUAUUGACGCUUCUUCAGCUCUCCUUGAAGAAGUAGCUGCUUCAAGAAGAAUCAGUGUCAAUGAAUAUGCUUGCUCUCCUGUUGAGCACAAGCCUCGGUUGCCUAAUCUGGAACCAAUUUCAGAGGAAGUCAGAAUCAACUCAAGAGCUUAUGUUGAGAGAUCAAUCCAGAGGAAAGAAGAAAAUGGGUUUGGAACUCCAAAGCAUGGGAAUUUGUACUAUAAGUCUCCACUCGACUAUUACUUUCCAUCAGAAGCGGAUCUGCAACGUAUGUAUGGAUCUGAAUGUGGUUGCAGUCCUGAAUCUGCAACACCAGUCAGCUUAAUCACUCCACCGUGUAACAAAGACAGUGGUUUAGCUGCAACAAGAAGUCCUGAAUCUUUCUUGAGAGAAGCUGCUAGAACUUUUCCAAACACACCUUCUAUUUUUAGGAAAAGACGAAAAGUUGUUUUGGCUGCAAAAACAGAUGAUGAUGCUGUUGUUAAUGUUGGAGUUAAGGAAGCUGAACAAAAAGAAGAAAGUAAAGAUAGCUCAGAUAUUUCUCCAGCAGGGAGAGAAAGUUUGUUACUGGAGACAACUGAUGAUUGUAGGGAUGAUGAAAAACUGGAGUCUAAUGGGAAUGUUAUCAACGUGUCUCCACCGUAUCGGUUAAGGGCUAAAAGAACAGCUGGAAUGAAAUCAAGACAGCUUGAGUUUACAUCUGCAAAAGAGAAUCAGCCAGAUAAUGAAACCGAAACAUCUGAGUUAGCAUCUGAGGAAGACAAGCCUCUAUAGAACCCUUCUUCUCUUUAUGGAAAAAUCUUUUUGAUCUUGUGCAUACAGAGCUGGAUAGCUUACAAAACUAGAUCAUGUGGAGAAACCAACAAGGUUCCAGAAGAAUUGAAGCUUUGCUGGGAAGAAUAAUGUGAUGAAAAAUCAUUUUCAUUCUCUUCCUCACAGCCCCAAGCUGUUGGGUCAUCUAACACAGGAACUAGGAUGAAUAGGUAGGUACACUCGAAGUAGUUUAAUUUUAUUGUUUACUCAUACAUGGUGGGAAACGAUCUUUGUUUAGAUGAUAAUUGUGCAGAAACUAGUUUAAGAAAUUAAAAUUGGUUAUAUUCUUUCAUUUAGAAUUGGUCGAUAAAUCUUCUUUUUACA
Capsella rubella is the source of this 2101-nucleotide messenger RNA. Its product is annotated as transcription factor MYB3R-5. The transcript has 9 exons. The record is from RefSeq and is a predicted model, not a curated record. The coding region runs from base 101 to 1738 and encodes 545 amino acids. Gene Ontology annotation, molecular function: RNA polymerase II cis-regulatory region sequence-specific DNA binding; DNA-binding transcription factor activity, RNA polymerase II-specific. Gene Ontology annotation, biological process: regulation of DNA-templated transcription. Gene Ontology annotation, cellular component: nucleus. NCBI's taxonomy places the organism in Eukaryota, Viridiplantae, Streptophyta, Magnoliopsida, Brassicales, Brassicaceae.